AUGCUGGCAUUAAAUACGAAAAGGACCAUGGCAUUUGCGAGCCGUAUUAAAAGGUUGGAUCCAUUUAUUAAGCAAACCAUAGAUACCUUAAAACCAGACGUUAUAGUCGUGGACCACGUGUUAUGCAUACCGGCGGUGGAGGUGUCGGGUAUACCCUGGGUGUUGACCUGUAGCUGUAAUCCGUUGUUUUUAAUUGAAAGUAAUUGUGAAGAACUUACUCCACCAAAAGGGUCAGCGAAACCCCUACCAAAAUACCUGUACUUCAAUCCCUCGCCGUAUCUCAACAUUUAUCCCUUUCCUAAGGAACUGGACUAUACGGACGUCAGACCUCUACCUCCAAACACCUAUCAAUUUGACAACUUUAUGCACAUUAAAAAUAACAUCCCGUUUGAGAUACCUGUGCCACUGAGGGAUAAACCCGGAAAACUGGUAUACCUUUCCUUGGGAUCUAUGGGCGCGGUUGACGUGAAGAAUAUGAAGAGAUUAGUGACUAUUUUAUCGAAAUCUAAGCACAGAUUCAUUGUAUCGAAAGGACCUCUUCAUGAGGAGUACGACCUACCAGUGAAUAUGUGGGGCGCGGCUACCGUUCCCCAACUGCAAGUCCUACCAGUAGUUGAUUUGGUGAUAACCCAUGGAGGGAACAACACUAUUGUUGAGACCAUGUAUUUCGGGAAACCAAUGAUAGUCUUACCCCUAUUUGGCGAUCAAUACGAUAACGCCGAGAGAGUUGAGUGCAAGAGGUUUGGGAAAAGACUCGAUGCCUACCAGUGCUCGGAGUCUGAGUUAUUGACAGCUAUUGAUAGUCUAUUAAACGAUAAGGAACUGGAGGAAAGGCUGAGAAAAAUAUCGCAUAGAAUUCAAUCGGAUAAUAGUUCAGCGAAUUUACCAGGGUUGCUUGAAAAUUUGCUUGCUGAUAAGUAA
Molecule: messenger RNA, 921 nt
Organism: Oppiella nova
Lineage: Eukaryota; Metazoa; Arthropoda; Arachnida; Sarcoptiformes; Oppiidae
Source: the annotation of a GenBank genome assembly